GAAGAAGGCGGCGACCGUCGUUUUGGGCCGACAGGAGCAGCUUGAAAAUCAAUAAAAACAAAAACCUUUAAUCGCUCUAAGACCCUCUCCGAGAGCUGAGAGCAAGAACAAUGAGGGGAGUGGAUUGCAGAAACUGGGACGAAGACGCUUACAAGAACAGCAUAUUGCAGGAGAGAGAGCGCCACUGCCGAACCGUCUUCCGAACCGCAUUCCCUCCCUCUCCCGACCUUAGCACAAAUCCCGACCUCAUCGUCGCCGCCUCCAGCGACGGCUCCGUCGCCUCUUACUCCAUUUCCUCUUGCCUCUCAACCUCUCUCCAAUUGAGCGUUGGUAAUGGUAGGGGUCAGACCAGGAGUUUGGUGCUUGCUGAACCGCGGUGCUUUCUUCAAGGCCAUGACGGACCUGCUUAUGAUGUCAAAUUUUACGGCAACACCGAAGAUUCUUUGCUAUUGAGUUGUGGCGAUGAUGGACGGAUUCAAGGAUGGAGUUGGAAGGAAAUCUUGAACACUGAACACCAUAUUUCUUUCCCAGGAGGCCAUUUGAAGCCAGUACUUGACUUGGUUAAUCCUCAACAUAAAGGUCCUUGGGGUGCUCUUUCUCCUAUACCAGAGAACAAUGCCAUUGCUGUUGAUACUCAGGGGGGUUCCAUUUUUGCUGCUGCUGGCGAUUCUUGUGCCUAUUGCUGGGAUGUGGAAAAAAGUGAAAUAAAAAUGGUUUUCAAGGGGCACUCAGACUAUUUGCAUUGCAUUGUUGUCCGAAAUUCUGGAAAUCAGAUUAUAACUGGAUCAGAAGAUGGGACUGCACGAAUAUGGGAUUGCAGAAGCGGCAAGUGUAUUCAAGUAAUUGACCCACAUAAGGACAAGAAGUUGAAAGAGUAUGUUCCAUUUGUCGGUUGCAUUGCUCUUGAUGCAAGUGAGAGCUGGUUGGCUUGUGGCAGUGGCCGGGCUUUGACUGUUUGGAACCUUCCAGCUCGUGAGUGCAUUUCAAGGACAUCUAUUCAUGCUCCUAUCCAAGAUAUGUUAUUUGAUGACAAUCAAAUACUAGCAGUUGGAUCAGAGCCUCUACUCAGUCGAUUUGAUAUGAACGGGAUCACUCAUUCACAGAUACAAUGUGCACCUCAAUCAGCAUUUUCCAUUUCUUUACAUCCAUCGGGUAUUACAGCAGUGGCCGGAUAUGGAGGACUGGUAGAUGUUAUUUCACAAUUUGGAAGCCAUUUGUGCACAUUUCGCUGCAAGUCUCUGUAAGUGGAGUUCACUUCUUAGCAUGUGCUUAGAGAAGAAGAGAUUAAUUGAUGUACUGCAAGAUUCUCAGCUUAGGAAGUUACAACAUCCUGCCAAAUGUUGCUGUUUAGGCCAUUUAUAUUACCAGAAAAGUAAAAAAACUUUCAUGAUGUUUUGUUGCAAGCAAACCUUUAUAUGUGGGUUAGCAGAAAAAAUUAUUUGUUUGAUUUUGCUAAGAUUUUGGAAAUUUUCCCCUCCAUUAUGCCAAGAGAGAGAAUUUGAAGGACGCAGUAGCACAGCAUUUUACUUGGAGAACCCUUAAUUAAGAAAAUUGUUGUCCUAACCCUUAGGGUUGACCCCGUGUUAAGGGAUCAUAGUGGCCUUUUUUGUUAUCAAGUUCAGAUCUUUCUUAAAGCAAGUUCAUACAUCAUCUGUGUUUUGCUUUG
Diospyros lotus (date-plum) is the source of this 1666-nucleotide messenger RNA. RefSeq names its product THO complex subunit 6. Lineage: Eukaryota; Viridiplantae; Streptophyta; Magnoliopsida; Ericales; Ebenaceae. The coding region runs from base 111 to 1244 and encodes 377 amino acids. Gene Ontology annotation, biological process: mRNA export from nucleus. Gene Ontology annotation, molecular function: protein binding. The transcript is spliced from 13 exons. Gene Ontology annotation, cellular component: THO complex; transcription export complex. The record is from RefSeq and is a predicted model, not a curated record.